UUUUCUCAAUUAAUCAUACACAUCACCAAUUUUCAUUUGUCUGUUCAGGUAAACACUUGUUUUUUUUCUUCAAUUUUCCUUCUCUUCUAUUCCAUUUCAACAAUAUAUUCAAAUGAGUUUAUCAUAACAUGCUUUUGAUACAUUACUAUCUUGACUAAUUCACACACUCUCUCUCUUCCUUCAUGUACCUUAUAACACUAUUCAGACUCCCUAUCUUUCUCUUCUUUUCUUUGUCUCUGAGGAUUACUUGCAUGAAACUAGUAAAGCAUAUUCCACUUUCAUGUUUCACAUGUCAAACCAUAUAAUGCUUCUGCUUCUUCCUCUAAACACACUCUUCAAAUUUGGACAGCUUUUUCACUAAGUAACAUCAAUUUUAUUAAUAUAUGUUCACAGAAUUUAUGCAGGAUUUGAAGUAGAGGUUUUUUUUUGUCAUUGUGUAAAGAUCAAAACAAAUAGCUAUGAAGUUCAUGAAACUUGGAACAAGGUCAGAUACUUUCUACACAGAACAAGCUACCAGGAGUCUAGUUUCAGAUAUACCUCCUGAUCUUGUGAUGAAAAUCAAUGACACCACUUAUCUGCUACACAAGUUGCAGUCUCCACUUCUUCGAAAAUGUGGCCUUCUACAAAGACUUUGCUCUGAUACUAAUGAUUCUGAGAGUGUUCCUCUAGAGCUUCAUGAUAUGCCUGGUGGCCCAGAUGCUUUUGAACUCUGCGCUAAGUUCUGCUAUGGAGUUUCAAUCAACAUUAGUGCUCAUAAUUUUGUACCUGCACUCUGUGCUUCUAAGCUUCUCCAAAUGAAUGAGUCCAUUGAGAGGGGAAACUUUGUAGGUAAACUUGAGUCUUUCUUCAGUUCAUGCAUUCUAGAAGGUUGGAAAGACUCCAUUUCUACACUGCAAGCCACUGAUAAAUUACCAGAAUGGUCUGAGAAUCUUGGCAUAAUAAGAAAAUGCAUUGAUUCAAUUAUUGAAAAAGUUCUUACACCUCCGUCACAGGUUAAAUGGUCCUACACUUACACUAGGCCUGGUUACAACAGAAAACAGCAUCAUUCUGUCCCAAAGGAUUGGUGGACUGAGGAUGUAUCCAUUCUAAACAUAGAUCUUUUCAGGUGCAUAAUAAUGACUAUUAGAUCAACACAUGUUCUUCCACCACAGCUUAUUGGUGAAGCUUUACAUGUCUAUGCAUGUAAGUGGUUACCUUUCAUAAAGGUUAAAAGUUCAGGAAGUUCAUCAUCACAAACAGAAGAAUCUAAGGAGAAAAACAGAAAAGUUCUUGAAACAAUUGUGAGCAUGAUUCCUGCAGAUAAAGGAUCAGUUUCAGCUGGCUUCUUGUUAAGACUUUUGAGCAUUUCAAGUAAUCUAGGUGUCUCCACAGUGACAAAAACAGAAUUAAUAAAGAGAGCUAGCAUACAGUUUCACGAGGCUAAUGUGAGUGAUUUGCUUUACCCCUCAACAUCAUCUUUGGACCAGAAAUUUUAUGAUAUAGAGUUAAUUCAAGUAGUGCUGGAGAGUUUUUUGAAGUUUUGGAAAAGAAUCUCAACUGGUGCUGGUGACAACAAGCACUACUUGUUAAGAUCAAUCACAAAAGUUGGUAAGCUCAUUGAUUCCUAUCUUCAAGUGGUGGCAAGGGAUGAUAAUAUGACAGUGUCAAAGUUUGUUGCUCUUGUUGAAGCUGUGCCAGCUAUUGGCAGAUUAGAGCAUGAUGAUUUGUACCAGGCAAUAAACAUUUAUCUUAAGGUGCAUCCUGACUUGAACAAAUCCGAAAAGAAGCGCUUGUGUGGGAUUCUAGAGUGCCAAAGAUUGUCCUCAGAAGUGCGUGCACACGCUGUCACAAACGAUUCUCUGCCGCUGCGAACCGUGGUGCAGCUCCUCUACUAUGAACAAGAGAAAGACUCUAAUGCAGCAACUAGUACAAAGGUGCAAAAACCACUUGAGCUACUUUUAGGAGCAAAAAAGAGAGCAGAACCUAGAGAUAGCCAUGGAAAGCAAUCUCUAGGCCUUGACAAAGAAGAAUUCAAGAGAGGAGAAAUCACAAGAAGAGCCUCACUUGCUGAGAGUAGAGAAAAGGGUCAGCACAAAACUAAAAGGUUGGAUGAUAAGUUGGCAUUGGACUUAGAAAAAAAGAUGGUUAUAAGAGAAAGCAAAGAAGAAAGUAUGUCAGGUAGCAAGUUGAACUUAGAUCAUAAGAAAAUGGUACAAAGGACUAGAAGCAACAAAUCAGAAUAUGGCAGUGAAAAGAGAAGAUAGAUUUCAUAAUAUAAUACUAAUAACCUUUGAAAAGUUCAAAGCAAAUUAUUCUCAUUCCUCUAUGUAUGCAAUUUCUCCCCUCCAUUCUUAUCUUAUUAUCUCUUGUUACCUAUGUCAUAAAUGUAAGCAGGGUGUGAUCCAGUGUAAUUUCUAUAUUAUUUAAAGGUUGAACUUGUUAAAAAGGUCAAUGCAGUUGAAUUCUCAUAGACUGAAAUAACUUCCUACUAUUUCAAGUGAGUGAAUCACCUGAUUGGUUCAUAA
Cicer arietinum (chickpea) is the source of this 2504-nucleotide messenger RNA. RefSeq names its product BTB/POZ domain-containing protein At5g47800-like. Lineage: Eukaryota; Viridiplantae; Streptophyta; Magnoliopsida; Fabales; Fabaceae. The record is from RefSeq and is a predicted model, not a curated record.